GAUGUAGAUUCUGAGCCAUAUAGAAGGUUCAUUAUGACCGACAAACAUCCCGUGCCCAGAUUUGAAUAUCAACCUCUAGAUCUCGACCAACCAACCGCAAUUCGAAUUCUUAUCUUAAGUGGGGGUUCUGGCAAUUCUCCCAUUGAAAGUUCGAUCCUCCACACAGACCUGAAAGAUCCCUCGAGUACAAUAAAAUAUGAAGCACUGUCAUAUGAGUGGAAAGAAGCUAGUAACGACGACCCUAUAAUUCUGGUGAAUAAUUGCGAGUUUCGGAUUCGAAAGAACCUGUACGAUGCCCUCAUUCAACUAAGAUUUGUGGAUAAAGAUCGGUUCUUGUGGAUCGAUGCUCUAUGCAUUAAUCAGUCCAAUCAUCUGGAGAGAAAUCGCCAGGUACGCAUCAUGCAAACCAUUUAUAAGAGAGCAAAAAGAGUCAUUCUCUGGCUAGGCCCUGCGAAAGAUGAUAGUGAUCUUGCACUAGAGAUUUUGGAGAUAAUAGAAACUACCCGUGGGGGAGAAAGACAAAUUCCAGAAUCUCAGGACCGAACUCGUAAGUCUUGGCGCGCAGCACUCCUUGCCUUGUGUCAAAGAUCAUACUGGCACCGAGUCUGGAUGAUGCAAGAGAUAUGCCUCGGUCGAGAAUACUUAGUAUGCUGUGGUAGUAAGAAAAUUUCUGGUGAUACCUUCGAUGAAGCUUUCAAGAAUCUGGGGAGAUCUAGGGACCAUGGAGAUGACUGGAACGAUACAGUUAAGGAAACUUUGGCGAUCCGACAUAUCACUACGCUCAGAUACUGGGCACAAAGAGGGUGGCGCUUUCGGCUAGGCCAAUGUAUGGAUAUCUGUCUGGAUAGUUUGAUUGCUACAGAGCCUCGAGAUUUCGUAUAUGGAAUGCGUGGUCUUGUUAGUGACUGUGGGAGGGAUGAGCUAGUUCCUGACUAUCAAAAGUCUUUGAAAGAUGUGUUCUUUGACGCAGUUCCGAUUUUAAAACGAUCCUCGAAUUCAUCGGCGCAAGUGAUCAGUAAGCUAGCGAAGAAGCUUAACUUGACUGAGGAUGAAGAUGUGCAACUUUGCUUGUUAGAGAUGAAGGAUCACAAUAAUGAGCCCGACAAAGUUCAUAGAACAACUCAAAUUGAGUAUCCUGGGGGAAUGAGGAAAAGGCUUCAAAUGAGGAACAGAAGAAGUACCGGGAAUGGGAAGGGUGGCAAGGGAGACUAUGAUUGGCAGCUUGACAUGGAAGAACCUCAAUCCUCAGAUUUAUGACACAACUAAUGGGUUUAAGUGAUCUCGAAAGUGAGACUUUAACAUCGUGGAUUUGAAAUUAGUUCA
Messenger RNA from Botrytis cinerea B05.10, 1323 nucleotides. RefSeq lists its product as hypothetical. The coding region runs from base 34 to 1257 and encodes 407 amino acids. Lineage: Eukaryota; Fungi; Ascomycota; Leotiomycetes; Helotiales; Sclerotiniaceae. The record is from RefSeq and is a predicted model, not a curated record. The transcript has a single exon.